AAUCUAGUUUACAAACAUUACAAUAUGGCGACGCGUCCCUAGUUCCCAGAAAAAUGAGCCGAGUGUUAGAUUUUGCAACAGGGAUGUUUGAUUAUCAUGGCACACAGAUGAAAGUAUAGAAAGUAAAGGUCUGAAACGCCUAUAUAGGAAGAGACAAUGGAUAUGAGAGUUCGGGAUCCAGGGAUAAUUACCUCAUCACCAGUGAAUUAUGAGGUAGAGUCAAGUGUUGGGUUUGGUUCCAAUGCUAAUUUGGAUACAAGUUUUGAGCUGAUGUCUGCCAGCCAAUUACGGGAUCAACUUAGGAGAGAGCAAGGUAAAAGAAGAGAGAAGGAAGCAGAGAUAGACGUUUUGAAAAGAACGACUGGCUCAAGUCUUUAUGGAGGGAGCUCCACCCCUAAAUCUUCCUCGCCUAUCCAUAGUAGAACCUAUGGGGAUCAUGUACCAAGUAAUAGCCAAGACUCAGACUCGGGAAUAAGCCAUGGUGGGUCAAGGAAAUCCCCCUACCACCAUUUGACCCCGCCCCAUCAAUCAAGCUCGCUCCCCCAAGUCUCCAGUCACACUGCCUAUGGAAGCCACUCAUCUGCUGCACCUACCAUGCCCCGCACCGUCCGGUCGUCCCCCUAUCUUUCCUCAGGCUAUGAUGGCAUAGGAGGAGGAGGGGUGUUGCCAGGGGGUAAUACCAGCACAAGUGGGGCGGAGUUCUGGAAUACGUCCCCGUCGUCGAUGAAAAACAUGAAAGAUGCUAUGUACGAGAGUGAGCAGAGGAGACUGGCGUUGGUUGAGAAACUGAGAGAAGCUCAUGACACAUUGCAGAAUCAGACAGAGAAAUUAUGUAACAGUGAAGGAUUGCUGAACGAUACUCAUCAUACGUUAUCAAGUCUAUCGGCUACAAAUGAGGCCCUUCAGAAGAGAUUAGUAGAAGUCCAGAAAGAGAGAGACGGGUCUGUGACAGACAAGAUGGAUGCCUUGAGACAACAAGGUCUUCUUCAACAAAGGGUGGUUGAUCUGGAGCAAGAACUAAAAAGCCUACGGGCUUCUAACUCUGCUCUCCAGGCCGAGAACCGGAAACGGGACGUCCUGGUAGAUCAGACGUCUCGAGCCAUGAGUCUCUUGGAUGAAGAAAACAAGACAUUUCAGCAGACAAAGGACACUAUGUUGAAGGAAGCCCUUGCCCUGAAAGAAUCCAUCAUGAUAGCUAAGGCCAAGAACGAGAAACUGGAAUCCGAAGUGAGAGAAUUAGAAAAACUCAAUGAGAGCCGUGAGAUGCUUGCAGCGCGAAACACAGAGCUUAACGCCUACCUGAUGGAUGAGAGACGGCAGGUAGCUGAGCUCAUGCAUCAGGUUGAUCUACUUAAAGGAGAUUUCAUGAGAGCCAGUGAGGAGAGAGAUGUUUUCCAGAGUAGAGCUAUAGAUCUGGAGGAUAAAUGCUCGGAUCUGAAUGCUAGGUGUGUCAGUUCAUCGGCCUCCAAGGAAAGACUGAUGCAAGAGAAGUUAGACCUCCAGCAAUCACUUAAUCAAACCAUGCAUGAGAAAGAAGAUCUCAUUAAGAUCAAACAAGACAUCGAUAGCCAGCUAACCCAGGCCCAGCUAUCAGUCACUCAACAUAAGCUUAUGGUGGAUAAGAAGGAUGAAGAAUUAGAAAAACUGGAAGAGGAGCUUAAUGCAACUAAAAAGGUAAGCGAGGUAUUGUCAACAGAGCUUUCGCUGGUAAAGAACAAUCAGGAAAGACUCCAGGAAGAAUUCAAACAGCUGAACGCUGACAAGAGAGCCGUAACUCAGCAGCAGUCUUACUGGGAAGGGGAGGCAAGGAGGAUAGCAGGGGAAAGGGAUAUCCUUACGAAGGCCAUGGAACAAUUGAAAUCUGAUUUCAUGAAGGAGAAAGAUCAGUUUGAAGAACAGCUCCAGUCUCACAGGGAGGGUACCAGGGAAGCCAGGAGUGAGAAGACAAAGGCAUCAGCUAGGGUCCAGGAACUAGAAACAAUGCUACACAGAGCUAAUGAAGAUCUGAAGGAAGCCACCCUAAAGCAGCAGGAAGAGAUGGAGGAAUGGAAGGGCUCCUGUGAUAGGCUGUCUAGCAGUGUGGCUCGCAAGGAGAACGAAUCAGCAGCCCUGAAAGAAAAGCUCAGGGAGGCCAGUGAUCAGAUCUCUGAGAUGCGAGCCCAGAUCCAGUCCCUGGAGAAUUCUGUGGAGGAGCUGAGCCGUUUCAAGGAGACGGCCAGUGAGCUGGAGGAGGAGAACAAGAGACUUGCCCAGGAGCAUGGCGAGGAUCAACAGGUCAUCCAACUCCUGGAGAUGCAGAAGACUAUCCUGUCUAAACAUCAGACUACUGGAGUACCCAAACAAGCAGCUGAGAAGCUCCAAGCUGAAAUAGAUCAUCUGAAAGCAGAACUUGGUUUAUCUGAAGACAAGAUAGAGGAGUUGAAGGAGGAGUUAUCUCGGGAGAGAACGCCGGGUGGCUAUCGAUCAGCACGGGCCACACCCAUUGCCUUUGACCGAAGCGCUGACCAAGAUGAUCAUAUCAAGAACCUGAAAGAGAUGAACAAACUCCUGCAAGAGAAGAUUAGCAAGCUUGAAGCAAGCCUUCUGCAGCAAUCCCUGCGGGCCAAGGCAGCCGAUGACACGGAGGUCAGGAAUCGUGACCUUGAUGAACAGGUCAGGUCAAUGAAUGACCUUAAUCAGAUGCUAGGCGAGAAAGUGAGCCGACUUGAGAAGGACAACGCAGAGCUCAUGAUCAGGACACCAAAAGAAGAUUGGGUGCCCAAGUUCGAUUAUGAUACGAUUGAGAAAGAUAAGAUCAAACUUGAAGCAGACUAUGAGAUCUUGAAGGCUGAGUAUGCUGAGCUUGAGGCCAGACAUCAAAAGUUCCUUCAGGACCAUCUCUCUAGGACUCUGGACUCUUCAGGUCUAGGACUAUCCCUCAGCAACCUCGAUAGGAGAGGUGAGUCAUAUGACUUAGGUGAGCUUCACAAACUUCGGCGGGACAACAGCUCCUUGGAGCGACAGGUGGAGGUGCUUCGGGGACAGAGCAACCUGGCUGAGAAUGGCAAAAAGAGGGCCGAGGAUCGAUUGCGCCCCAAUACAUCUCAGGAUCGUCAAAUAGAAGGAGAGUUAGUGGAACUACAAGACAAAAUGUCAAAAGAAAGGGAAAAGAAUCAGUACAUCGCCAACCUGGAGAUAGAGACCAUACUCCGAUCCCAGUUGGACGAACACAAGCAGAUCAUCAAGCAGCUCCAGACGGAGGUUGCCACCAAGAACGUUGCCCUGGAGAAUGCUACCGUCGGUAUGGAGGAGAGAAUGGUUGACAAGGCUCGUGAGAUGGAGAGGGUUAUCAAGGAGAGGGAUGAGCACUGUGAUGCGAGGAGGAGAUUGGAACAGGAGAAGCUGGUUCUAGAAAUUAAGAUCAAGGAACAGAAGAUGCUGUUGGAGCAGCUAAGAGAUGAGAAACCAAGAUUACUUCAGGAGAGACAAGGAGAGAUCAGCACCCUACAGGAGCAACUCAUGAGUGCCAACAAGAACGUCAGGAAACUAGAAAAUGAUGUCAGGAAUCUAGAGGAGCAACUGUCUGACAAGGAUCAUCAGCUGCGCAGGAUCCAGCUGAGCCAGUCGUCGGAGAUCGAGGGGAUGCAUGAGGAGGCCACCAAGCAAAUCAAGGAGCUCCAGCUUCAGCUCCUUAAGAAGGAGAAUGAAGGAUCCGAGAUGAGGCAGGAGCUGAACAGGAGAGAGGAUGAAAUGAGACAGGUUCUCCAGGGAAAGACUAAGCAGGAACUGGAACUUGAACAGAUCCGUGGUGAAGCAGGCCGAACCGUAGAGCACCUGACAAGCAUCGUUGAGAAACAGGAAAGUGAAAUCAUUAGAUUGAAGAGUGAGGUAGAAAAUAAGAUGGAAGAACUCAAGAGGCUCAGGACUGCACAGGAGAACGAUGUAGAAUCUUUGAAAGAGAUGCUGUCCGACACCAACAAGAAGUAUUCCAGAUUGAAAGAAGAGAAGGAGAUGAACGAGACUGAAUUGCAACAUAGCAUGACAAGACAACUGCAGGAUCUACGCAGAGAGAUUGAUAGAAAAGAACAACUCAUCAAGAACAUGAGUGAAGAACUGGAGGAAGAGAGGAUGCAAAAGCCUAAGUUGAAGGAGUCGAUGAAUGAGGUAGAAGAUGAAUUGAUGAGUGUGAGAGCGGAACUAGCUAGGGUCAAUGGCACCAUAAAGAUCAAAGAGACUCAGAUUCAAGAUCAGGAUAACCAGCUCAGAGAAUCGCAUGAUAAGUAUGACAAUUUGAUGAGAGAGAAGAUGGACCUGAAACGAAGGCUAGAUUCACUACAAGACAAUGCGGAUGAUGAGCUGAGAGAUCUGAGGAAAAAACUUGAUACACAAAAGAAUGAACUGACCAUCCUUGAAGACAUGAACAGAGCAAUGGAAGGAAAGUCCGAAGAUAGCAAUUUGAAAGUGAAGAGGUAUGAGGACAAGGUCAAAGGUCUCCAGGAAGAGAUUGGUAACCUGAAUAGAAUGGUGAAUAAUCUACAGAGUAGAAACAAGAGAUUGGAGGAAAGCAAAGACAAUCUUAUCAAAGAUAUGGAUACACUCAGGGAUGAGAAGUCGAGAUGCUCCAAGUGCAGUCGUCUGGAAAGUCAGUACCAGGAGGUGCUGACGGAGAAGGAGAACCUGGAGGAGGAUAAUGAGGAGCUCCACAAAGAGGUGGAGAACCUCAACAACCUCCUGACACUGAAACAGAAAGAUGCCAAAGAGAGUCAAAAGGUAAAAGAGUCACCACUAAAGAGAACUCCAAACUCCACCCUUGCCUUGGAACGCUCUCAAACCUCCAGCAGGGCGUCACCCAUCUCAUCGACCACACCCUCGCCAAAACCUGGGUCGGGUAGAGCGGCCACACCCCAGCAGCUUGCCGCUGCUCUCAAGAGGCUAUCGGUAAAGCAGAGUCCGCAGGGCGGUGCUGCAGGAGGAGGUGGUGGAGACGAGAAGCGGGCGUUGUCACCGGAACCAAAGGAUCGUAAAGGUCUCAAGGACUUGGGGAAGGUCAGUGGGUAUGAGGAUAGGAGGAAGUCACUGAACAGCAUGGAGUCCAGACUACAAGCUCUCAGGAGUUCACAGGAUAAGACAAUCAAGGACAUGAAGAAACCAGCUGUGAAACCUGAUUUGAAUUCGACGGGAGGAAGCGGGGAUGGAGGAAAGAAACAAGCUAGAUUUGUCUUGCCAUCGAGUAAAAAAUUUGAAAAAUCACUCGGCUCCACCGGAGGCUCAUCCAGAUCAAAACUCAACAGCACUAGGCCUCCGAUGGAUGAUAAUGAAGUUUGAAAAUAGUAAAGUAUUCUGUAAUAAUGUGUUGUGUUCAAAUUCUUCUAAUACAAUCAUCCAUGCAUUAUGUGAAUUUUGAUGGAAUUACAUGUAUGUGCUGUAAUACACACCCAUGUUGUACAUGUAUCACAUAACUACCCGUGGCACAUAUCAUUGUGUACAUUUGGUCGGGUUGCUGACAUUCUUUUUACUAACAAUAAUAUAAGAUGGCGGUUCAUGUAUAGCAGAGUGGUGCUAAAAUUCAUUAAGAAUGCAAGAGCUGAUAACACAUUGCCAAGAAGUUUGAUACGAGUUGAUUUUUUUUAUAUGCAGCAUGAUGAAUAUAUUGUGCAAUGUGAACAGAUCCAUGUAUUCAUAUCAGUGUUCAGUGUAGUGGUCAAAAUAAAAGUGAUAUUUUUUUGGCAGCAGUUGCACAAACUAAUACCCAAGUCACACUAAUGAGCUUUGAUGCCAAAGAUAUAAUCAAUAUUUGCAAGUAAAUAUGAUAAUUGUGAAUGGGUGCUGUAGAUUACAAGUUCAAUCAGUUGUACAUGUAUGAUUGAUUGUACAUUAUGUUACCAGGUCAAAAUAUUAAGCAAAAUCCUACAUUAUUUCAAAUUAUUAGUCAAAUGGUUACAUCUAUAUGUUACACGGUCAUACUGGCUGAGCUUCUAAACCACAGAAAUUACUCUUAGGCCUCAUAAUAUUUUUUUAUUUAAGAGGAAAUAAUGGCCGAACAGGGAUUCGCACACUCAAACUCACAAUCAUGAAACCAUUGCUCUGACCACUAGACCACAUGAUGCUUUUUAUAAAGUCUACUGAGAUUAAAGAAUUGAGUCAUCCACGGUUAAAUUCAACAGAUGCAUUGUUUGUUGCAGAUAAAAUCAUUGUCAUUAUAAGCAUUUAAAAUGUUGUGUAAAGAGGACUAAUCUAUUUUGAAUAUAUUGCAUACUAAUACAAUCAUAUGACCAUGGUUCAUUGCUGCUUGUGUGGAAAUAUAUCAGUCGCCUCAUACUUACUCAGAAAAUGAUCCCCAAAUAAAGAGCUCGAAAUAUUCAUGACUUUUAUAUGUCUUAUAAUCCUGCAACAAAAGAUGAAAUAAAGUCAAAGUAAUUAUAAUUGGGAAAAAAAAUCAACAUAUUCUGUUCCACAAUAAUUACGUCUCAUUUUGGAAUGCAAAGGGUUUAUCCCAGAGAUUGUAUCACAUCAAUUUCACUUAUUAACUUUUUUUUUUUUGCACAUUCAUUAAGUUCAGAUACAUUUUUUCAGUCAAUAAAAUCAUGCUGCUCAUUUUUAAACCUUUUUUUUUUGCAUUUUGUUUUGAAAAAAAUGAUUUAAUCAGUAUUUUGCUGGACACUUUUAACUUUAUAAUGUUUUUAACAUAUGUGUGAAAAAUUUGUAUAUUAGUUAGCACAAUCACUAUUAAUACAUGUACAAUGUACAUUUUGAGUAUUUCUGAUAGGAUACAGAAUAUUACUCAUUUUUAUAGCUUUUAAAAAAAUACUCAUUUUGAAUUCCUAAGAUAUUAUAUGACAUCAAAUUUAUUCAUGCAGCUUUAUUUACAUUUGUCACUUAUUUUUGUGUUAUGGGUGUCUAAAUUGCAUUUACUAACAAUUUUGGCACAUUGAUAGUUAUAUGCAUUAGAUUUUGAUUUGGUACCAUGCAAAUUAGAUGUGUUAUGUCAUCGUGUGCAGGCCAGUUCAUGCAAGAUCAUGUUAUCAAACAUGUUAGAAGACCUGGUUAUGAUUAGAAGACCGCAUUAGCAAAGUUUCUGGAGGGGAACAUUAUUUGUAUUGAUUACAAGUACUUGUAUUCAGUGGUUAAAAAAGGGGAGAAAUUGAUUUUUUUACCCAUACUACAAAUCGUUAAAAUAUAAAUGCAGUUGAAAAUUAAUAAAGAUUUCAUUACAAUGCAGUUCAUCUGAAUUAAAUAAAAGCCAGGACACUACAUGUGUUUUAUACUCCUAGAGUGAUCAUAUUUGACGUAAAAGAAAAUUGUAUGCAGUUCAGGAAUAUUUUGUAAUUUCUUCAUGGAUGAUAUAUUUUUCUUAUAUUUUCUUGUUUUCUCUGUUUUUUCUUGCUUCAAAAUUCAAAGCCAUAAGAACAAAAAAAAAGUUGAUUAAAUGUAUGCAAAACAUUAUGCAGAUCACAUAGAACAAGAGAGCUAAAAUUAUGCAAGUUUUCUGAUGAACACUCCAUAUAUCUAUUAUGCAUUUUUUUCUCAGAAUUUCUAAUAUCAAAGUUGAAAAUAUUCAUUGUUUUUACAAACAUUUCAGAUUGAGUUUGACUAGGUUUUAUGAUAUUUUCAUACUGUUUUUUCUCAUGUGGGCCUUCUGAGAUGAUUGGAAUAGAACAAACAAAAUGAGACCUCCAUAUUUAGAUAUUAUACUGCUUUAUCUGCUACUAUAUUGUAAUGUAUACAAAUGUAACCUAUUUGUUUACCAGUAGUAAUGAAUAUUCAAACCUUUAUAUUGAAUAAUCAUAUAUCACAUCAAUUUUUUGUAUCGACCCCCCAAAAAAUAAAAUUACAUGCAGGCAUGUAUCUAUUAUGAAAAAAUAUAUAGUAUAAUGAAUGCACUGCCUUAUUGAGUUCAUACUAGAAUAAUUGAACAUGUUAGUAAUUCUUAUUCUUUGUAGCCUCAAUAUGAGUCUCAAUUUUUGAAAUAUAUGGACAAGGAUAUGCCUGUUUACCUGUACAAGAGCCAGUAGUUCAACAUAACCUUGCCAAAUAUCUAUUGUGAAGAAAUUGUUAACCGUCCCAUAUUUAUAAAAGAUUUUUUUAUGUGCCUGCAUGAGGUGUAGAGGUAUUUUCUCACUAUCAGGAUUAUGAAGAAUGUACAUGUAUAUUAAUGACUAAUGAGAAAGGUGUAUUUAUGAUAUUGGGCGGAGUUGAUGUAAAAUUAGAGAUAUUACAAUAAUUACUGGGAAAGUUGUCCUAUAAAACCCCAUAUAAUUGAUAUUGUUAUGAAAUUGCAAUAAUUUCUUAGAAAGUUAUGUUGAUUUUCUGACAUUCCAGAAAGGGGAAGUGAGGAGGGUCCAUUCAUCUGUUGACAUGAAAACACUUUUCAGUUAACUCUUCAGCCAGGCACACACUCUAUGCGAUUUGUUGCGAUCUGAAUUUCAAAGAAAUUGUUUUAACAUUUGAUAUGAACAUUCCAGCCGAUAAAAUCUUAGCGUUCAGAGUUCAGAAUAGUGGUAGGACUACUGAAAUCAAAAUUAUGUCUUCAUGUAGUUUGAUUCUCCCUGUAGGAAUGAAAAAUUUCAAAUCCAUAUCAUAAUGACACCAUCAUCGGUUGCGGCUUGAUGCCGAUUUGGACUUUACUCUGACCACAGGGCUUGCUGCAAAGCAAAGUUAUGAUUUUAUUAUUUCUUACAUUUUUCCGAACUUCAAAUGAAGAUAAUUUACUUCUUGGAACUUCCACAUAUUAUGCAAUAUGUGAUUUAUUAGAAAAUCAUGUUGUAUCGUGUCACAUAAUGUGCGAUGGGCUUAAUGAUGCAGUCAUACUGAUCAGCAAAACCAACUCUAGACAGUCCAAAACUUUCCCAUCAUUACCAACGAGUCAAUUUCCUUGAUGGGACUGUGACAUUAGACUAUUUCAUUGUGCUAGGGUCUGUGGAAAACAUGCCGAAAUCAAGUCACGUUCAAUGGCUUCAAAGUUUAAAAUGAUGACCAUGUAAAUAAAUCUUAUAUCCUUUCCGAAAAGGGAUGCACACAGUUUAUAUAAAUGAUGUAUUCUCUUCACUGUUGGGGUGAAUUCAGAUAGCGAUUUUGUGUUCACAAUGGCAGUGGUGUUUGAAGAUAUCCGUCCAAAUUACGUACAAGUUCUUUCAGAAGCAUAUUUGGUACUCAUGCUAGGAAAUUAAUUCUAAGACUUCUCUGUGUAGUGAAAGUGGUUGAUGUUACGAUAAAAAGAACAAUGUAAGGCAGUAAAAUUUGUGGUGAACAAUACAUGAAAAUGUAUCUGUAAUUGCACAUGCUAAUGGAAUUAUUUCCCAGAACAAGUAACAUCCACUGUCCAUUACUAGUAUGAUGGUGUUUUUUUUCUCUCUCUCUCAUUAUUCUGUGUAUCAAUGCAAUGUACCUGUAUAAAGGUGUUUUAGCUGCUUUUGUCACAUAAUCUAUUGAAAAUCUAAACAUUAAUGAAAUGUGUUUGAAUUGCCUUUGUUAGCUUAAAUUUAGUGUUGAUUUUGUAAUAUAAUGUGAUGUAAAUUAUUUCUUUGUUUUCAAUCAGAUCUUUGUUCUAUUUAGAAUGUGUGCUACAGAAAUGAAGUUUGAAAAUAUUUACCUUGUGUGUACUUAUGAUCAUCCAGAGUAAACAUUCAUUCUUUGCUUGAUAAGAGUGGGGAAAAUAAUUUUUUUUAGUAUCAUUAUAGAGAAGAAAAUAUUUUGAGGAUUUUGG
This is a messenger RNA of Lytechinus variegatus (green sea urchin), 9682 nucleotides long. Its product is annotated as myosin-11-like. The coding region runs from base 157 to 5304 and encodes 1715 amino acids. The record is from RefSeq and is a predicted model, not a curated record. NCBI's taxonomy places the organism in Eukaryota, Metazoa, Echinodermata, Echinoidea, Temnopleuroida, Toxopneustidae. The transcript is spliced from 37 exons.